UGCCAGGCCGCGCGCGUCCUCCGCGGCGUUCCUGGGCCGCGCCAGCCGCGGACGCCCGAGGUCCCGGGGGCUGCAGGGUCCGAGGGGGCCCGGUGGCCACGGCCGUCCGCCCCUGGGCCCGGCCGCCUCGCUGGCUGCGACGCGGAGGGAGCCCGCGGACGCGGGUGUCCAGUGUCCCUGACCUUGGGGGACCGGGAAGGAUUUAAGCACUCCGUGUGCUGGGCACGAUUCUAGGCGCUUGGGAUUCCGCGGAGGAAAAAGUACAGGGGAGGCUGCAUUGAGGUGACAUCUGGGCUGAGUUGAAGAUGAGUUAUAUGCAGAUGCCUGGGGCCCCGCGCACCAUGGCCAUGACUAGCGUCCGACUGCCUGCCGGUGUUCUAGGAAAGCCAGACGCCUGGACGGGGCUCUGGGCUCUGCUGCGAGGGAUGCCUUCACCCAAGCUCACCGUUUCCUGGAACCGACACUUAUAUUUUUCUAGUACCAAGUUAAAUGCAUCCAAUUGUAAAGUACUUUUCCAUAACAUUUUCUCCCUGAGACUCCCAGGGCUUUUAAUAUCUCCAAAAUAUCUGUUCCCAUUUUCCAAAAGACUCAAAAGUAAUAUAAGCUCUAAAAAGUCCACUAAAAAGACUCUGCAGAAAGCUGAAGAUGAAGAGGACUCUGAUGAAGACAGUGAUGGAGGUGAGGUGGGCCAGCAGGAGGGGGAGCUCCAGGAGGACCCCGGCGCCAUCAGGGACUAUAAGGAUCUGGAAACAGUAGUGCCGUCUUUCCGGUAUGAUGUCGUCCUGAAGACAGGCCUCGACGUUGGGAGGAACCAAGUGGAAGAUGCAUUCUACAAAGGUGAACUCAGGCUGAAUGGGGAAAAAUUAUGGAAGAAAAGCAGAACGGUGAAAGUGGGAGACACUUUAGAUCUUCUCAUCGGAGAGGAUAAGGAAGCAGAAACAGAGACAGUGAUGCGGAUUCUCCUAAAAAGAGUGUCUGAGGAGAAGACUGAAAGCGAGAAAUACCGCGUGGUGUUACGACGGUGGAAAAAGUUAAAGUUGCCUAAAAAGAGUGUGCCUAAAUAAACGGAUUGCUGUAAAAAUAAAAGCAGCUCAGCAAUAAAGCUGCUUUCUCGUGGUGGGAGAUGGGCCAGCUUAAAAAGAGGACAUUUUUAUUAAAGUUCUCUUACCAUU
Messenger RNA from Manis pentadactyla (Chinese pangolin), 1172 nucleotides. It is a transcript of the gene MTRES1, whose product is annotated as mitochondrial transcription rescue factor 1. The record is from RefSeq and is a predicted model, not a curated record. Bases 306 to 1064 code for a protein of 252 amino acids. NCBI's taxonomy places the organism in Eukaryota, Metazoa, Chordata, Mammalia, Pholidota, Manidae. The transcript is spliced from 5 exons.